GGUUAUUUAGAAAAUAUUAUGGCUGGUGUGAGAGCAAUGGUGGAUUUGGGUAUAGAUCAUGUACCAAAUGAAUAUUUGACAUCCAUAUGCAAAGGCAUAACCAUCAAAGCUCCAAACAACCUCCCAAUUAUUGACUUAAGUGGCAUAGAUAGUGAUGAUUUGAAAAGAAAAUCAGCAGCUGAAGCAAUUCAUCUAGCAUGCCAGAAAUGGGGCUUUUUCCAGCACUGUCAGCCAGCAGUUCACGAGGAUGAUGUACCAGAAAGUAUUCCAAAUUACAGAAAACUAUUGCGAAUUAUUGCUCAAAACCUUGGUCUAGAUUGGCAGAUCCUGGAGAAACACUUGGAUCCUCCCAAGCAAACCAUGAAGAUGACAUAUUAUCCACAGUGUCCAUGCCCUGAUCAAGCAAUUGGUAUAGGUUGUCAUGCUGAUCCAGGAACCAUAACGGUAUUACAACAAGAACUUGGAGUUGAGGGCCUUGAGGUUAACUACAAUGGCCAAUGGAUUCCUGUGAAGCCAGUUGAAGGCGCAUUAGUCAUUAAUGUAGCAGACAUGCUCCAGAUACUAAGCAACAAUAAAUAUAAGAGUGCGGAGCAUCGAGUUCUAGUGAACACUAAGAGGCCACGAGUUUCAAUUGCUUCAUUUUAUGGUCCUACAGAUGAUAAACAUAUUGCCCCACUGGAGGAGUUGCUAGGUGACAAUCCUCCCGUGUUCAAAGCAUGCUUGUUCAGAGAGUACAUGGACAACUUCUACAAGAACCACCUUGGGACGCGAAACAUUGAGACGCUCAGAAUCCUAAACAACUGA
Molecule: messenger RNA, 804 nt
Organism: Selaginella moellendorffii
Lineage: Eukaryota; Viridiplantae; Streptophyta; Lycopodiopsida; Selaginellales; Selaginellaceae
Product: flavanone 3-dioxygenase 2
Exons: 4
Coding region: 19-804 (261 amino acids)
Source: RefSeq, a predicted model, not a curated record